Abrus precatorius (Indian licorice) is the source of this 867-nucleotide messenger RNA. Its product is annotated as protein INAPERTURATE POLLEN1. Gene Ontology annotation, molecular function: sequence-specific DNA binding. Lineage: Eukaryota; Viridiplantae; Streptophyta; Magnoliopsida; Fabales; Fabaceae. Bases 1 to 867 code for a protein of 288 amino acids. The record is from RefSeq and is a predicted model, not a curated record. The transcript has a single exon. Gene Ontology annotation, biological process: DNA-templated transcription.
AUGCUAAAAGCAGUAGCCCCACUGUUCAACCGUCAGAAGCAGUCGCGGGCAUUCAAGGAGUACUACGCAGGGUGGUUGAGCACCCUAAAGAACAACCUCCUCCCCCUCCUCCGUCGCUCAAUGGGCGGCGAAUCGCCAACAAUCCUCUCAACCAACGUGGAGCUUCUAAACCAACACUUCCAAGCCUAUUACUACGUCCUAGACGCCGUGGCCACCUCUGACCCCUUACAACUCCUCUCCCAAGAGUGGCGUAACUCACUCGAAAAACCCCUCCUCUGCCUCGGCGACCUCCACCCCUUCCUCUUCAUCAACCUCGCUCGCUCCUUCCUCCAAGAAGAAACCGACAACAACGAAGACGAUGACAAAGACUUCCCUCUCCCUCUCCCUCUCCCUCUCCCCGAUAACUCCCAAACCAUCGAUCGCCCCUGGCAAGUGUCCUUAGCUUGGCGCAAUGCCUCCGAAGUCUUGAACUCUCGCAUGGACCAGAUCGAGUUCGGCCUUAGAGUCAUUGUUCCCACUCUCACCGACCGCUUGAAGCGCGCCGAGGACGCUUUCAUGGACCGCAUCGUAGGAGAUUGGUUCCCCUGCAGAGACCGUAAAGGUGCAGCCCAUGCGGCUGUUAGUGCUAACCUGAAGGGACACUUGGACGAGUUGGUCAACGUUUUUCUUUAUGCCAAUCGGCUACGGCGUAACGUUCUUUCGGAUAUUAUUAGUGCGACGAGUGUGUACCAGGCGGCGUUGUUCUUUGAAGGGCUGGCCCAGUUCCUUAUUGGGUUUAGGGAGGCUGAGUUGGUUUAUGCGCUCGAACAUUCCAUGGGCUUCUCUCACUCUCACGCCCCCAAACAAGGCCGAUCCCGUUGUCACUGA